Acipenser ruthenus (sterlet) is the source of this 1746-nucleotide messenger RNA. RefSeq lists its product as uncharacterized. NCBI's taxonomy places the organism in Eukaryota, Metazoa, Chordata, Actinopteri, Acipenseriformes, Acipenseridae. The record is from RefSeq and is a predicted model, not a curated record. The transcript has 6 exons. The coding region runs from base 471 to 1388 and encodes 305 amino acids.
GGCUGAACGUUUGUUUUUGUUGGGUUUUUUUUAAAAUUAAACCGAAUAACACACCAACAACUUUAUAAUAGUAAUUAUAACAACAAUAAUAAUAGUAGCAGUAAUAAUAAAAGUUGAUAUAUGUAUAUAUAGUGGUGUUGAAAUCGAAACUGACGCCUACACGGUGAACAAAUCUAAAAACAGAAGGCCGCAACUGAAGCCUCGGGCUGGUUUAGUGUAGGCAGCCGGGGAAGAGGCGCGGAUGGUGGGUGUCAUCUGAAGACGACCUCAAAACACCGGACUUUAAUAUAAACAACAACAAAAACAUUCAAUUUUUGCAUUUCCAAAUCUUCAGUCCCGCGUUGUUUAGCGACGCUGAAAGAGAUGACCUUUAGGGACUAACCUUUGACCCUUGGCCCACCCCUCCCUUUCCUUCCCCCCCCUCCCCCCCUCCCCCCCUUUCCUCCUCCUGGUGGGACGGACGUCCUGUGAUGGACCCCAGGCAGUUUGUGAUUGGUACGGUCUCUUCCCAAAUUCCCAGAAACUCCAUGCCUCCCGGAUUGAUCCGGAAAUCCCGAGGCGGAGCCGAGGGUCACGACCCCUGGCCGGUUGCCAAGGCGGAGUUUCCCUGGCAACAAGAUGUCCCUGAAAGCAUGCCGUGGGGGGAUCCCAGGGGUACAGAGUUCACAGCUACGGAAAGAAGUCAGUGGCGCUGUGGGAAAUCGAAACGACGAAUUGACAAGCUUGCAGAUCAGGGGCCUGUGUGCAAACACCUCCUCACUGAAGACAUGAUGGCAGCUCGCUUCACCUGUCUCAGCCUGGAUAACGACCAUGCUUACGCCUGCACAGGCUUCCCCACAGCACCCCCACAGCAAGGGCAGAGCAAGGACACUGCUGCGUCUGCCACAGCCGCAGCAGGCGCUUCCAGCUACAGGACAGCUCCCCCAGUGCCCAGGAGGAGGAAUGACAACGAGAGGUACCCUGUGGCGCCAUCUGUGGACCGGAGGACUAGGGAGUUUCAGCACUUCAGAGAAAUAGAGGAAAAACUGGAAAUGGAGGAGUGUGAGUUGGAUGAAUCGGGUUCUGAUGUCACCGGCGACGCCCCCCUGAUUCUCACAGUGUCGGGGGGGGAUCUCAGACUGCCUCCCAGUCUGCCCAGUAACCUGCUCUACUCGCUCUAUCCCUCUUGCUCUGAGCUCGUUUUGUGGCAGCCUCCUGGCUUUUUAAUACCAGAGGCAAUCAGGUCGCUGGGAAAGAAACUGGGUCAGAACCAGCAACCAGUCGUGGACCCAGAGACCCCACAGAGCCAGCAGACAGACCUCACCCAGUCGCUGCUGCUGCAGUACCAGCACAGGCCUGCUAGGAGGCAGCAGCAAACUUCAGACAAUGAUGUUGAGAUGGAGAUCUGAUAUAAGAAAUAGCUUUGUGUUUUUAUUUGUAUUAUUAUUAUUAUUAUUAUUAGGCAGAAAUGAGAGGCUAGUGAAUUAGUCCGCUGUUUGUCUGUGCCACCUGUGACGGAGUGUUCUGUCUCGUUAACGUUCUCUGUCCAGGAUGUGGGAGGGGCCAGUAAGCCAGUGCACCAAUACCAUUUCUACAGGGGUGUGGCUAAAGCACCCUGGGGAAUUGUGAUUGGUUGCAGACAGCCGAAGGGAGGUGUGGUCAAGCCAAGGAGAAUGUAUGUGUGUGUAAACUACAACUGAAUGAAUUGUUUUUACCAGCUUUUUGACUGUUGUUUUUGUUUUUUUAAAAUAAAUGUCUUAUAUUGAC